Messenger RNA from Colletes gigas, 551 nucleotides. It is a transcript of the gene RpL40, whose product is annotated as ubiquitin-60S ribosomal protein L40. Gene Ontology annotation, cellular component: ribosome; nucleus; cytoplasm. The transcript is spliced from 3 exons. Gene Ontology annotation, biological process: translation; modification-dependent protein catabolic process; protein ubiquitination. The coding region runs from base 79 to 465 and encodes 128 amino acids. Gene Ontology annotation, molecular function: protein tag activity; ubiquitin protein ligase binding; structural constituent of ribosome. Lineage: Eukaryota; Metazoa; Arthropoda; Insecta; Hymenoptera; Colletidae. The record is from RefSeq and is a predicted model, not a curated record.
GAACGUACGGUGCUGCCAUCGUUCAAUCUUUUUAGGUUGGGUUUGGUGGCAAGCACAUUUUGCGUACAAUAAACCACGAUGCAGAUAUUCGUGAAAACCCUAACGGGUAAAACUAUUACCCUCGAAGUAGAAGCAUCGGAUACUAUCGAAAAUGUGAAAGCAAAGAUUCAGGAUAAAGAAGGAAUUCCUCCGGAUCAACAGCGUCUUAUUUUUGCCGGAAAACAGCUAGAGGAUGGACGCACUCUUUCCGAUUACAACAUUCAAAAGGAGUCUACAUUGCAUCUUGUACUUCGACUUCGCGGAGGUGUUAUCGAACCUACGCUUCGUAUCCUGGCACAAAAAUACAACUGUGACAAGAUGAUUUGUCGAAAGUGUUAUGCCCGCCUUCAUCCGCGUGCAACUAACUGCCGUAAGAAGAAAUGUGGCCAUACAAAUAACAUUCGCCCGAAGAAGAAGCUAAAGUAGACUAUAGGCACCGCUUCUGCUUGCAUACUUUGCAAGCUUAUGUACCUCUGAAAUUUUACUUUAAUAAAAUGUACAUGAAAAAGUAA